Molecule: messenger RNA, 804 nt
Organism: Xyrauchen texanus (razorback sucker)
Lineage: Eukaryota; Metazoa; Chordata; Actinopteri; Cypriniformes; Catostomidae
Gene: dmbx2
Exons: 3
Coding region: 1-804 (267 amino acids)
Biological process (GO): regulation of transcription by RNA polymerase II
Molecular function (GO): DNA-binding transcription factor activity, RNA polymerase II-specific; RNA polymerase II transcription regulatory region sequence-specific DNA binding
Source: RefSeq, a predicted model, not a curated record
AUGAAUUCUGUGUACUUUUGUGGACCGGUAAGAGGCCAAGGGGCCUAUCCAUUGCAACGCGUCAAUUCGUUAUUUUACGAUACUCACCAGCAGAUGGCGCUGCAGUGUCAGGUUCGUUCAGCGGCCAGUCCGUCAGCCAUACAAACAUUCACAGUGGCUGAGCGCCUGGCAGAGCUCAUCCUCGAGGCGCGCUAUGGAAACCAGCAAAAGCAGCGUCGGAGCCGCACAGCCUUCAGUGUGCCCCAGUUACAAGCGCUUGAAAAGGCCUUUCAGCAAACACAGUAUCCAGAUGUAGGCAUGAGAGAGCGGCUGGCAGUCUGCAUCAACCUCCCCGAGGCCCGUAUCCAGGUGUGGUUCAAAAACAGACGUGCCAAGUUUCGAAAAGGCCAACGCUUCACUCCUCUUCCCAAAGAAGAAAGUCAUGUACCUCGGUGUGCCAGUAAGCAAAGAAAGGAAGCAAUUAAGGACCACGAGAAAGGCUCUAGUUCAAAUUCUUCAUCCUCUGUCAGGGACACUGAUGCCAAUCCCACCAUUUCUUCCCCAACAGACACUUUUAACCUUUUUCCCCACCCCAGACUGCACUCCUCUGCCGUUCUUCCAUACAUUACUGGAGAACAUUACCAGCAACCAAUGCCUCAGACACUUGGGCUGCUGUCUACAGGUCUUCCUUUUCCUUCCGCAUAUUUACCCAUAAUGCAGCACAGCUCUCCUGUCAAUCUUGUGCCAGUUGGAAGAUGCAGCAAUGUCAUGCUUCCGUCUGCCUGUCAAUCCAAAUCCAUGGUUCACCACCACCAGGACAUUUAG